This is a messenger RNA of Daphnia pulex (common water flea), 4986 nucleotides long. Its product is annotated as thrombospondin type-1 domain-containing protein 7A-like. The transcript has 22 exons. Lineage: Eukaryota; Metazoa; Arthropoda; Branchiopoda; Diplostraca; Daphniidae. Gene Ontology annotation, cellular component: plasma membrane. The record is from RefSeq and is a predicted model, not a curated record. Bases 644 to 4468 code for a protein of 1274 amino acids. Gene Ontology annotation, biological process: actin cytoskeleton organization.
AAACAGUCGGUUGCGCUCUGGCCCACGUGUUGGAUCUCUCUUGCUCGAGUAGUCUGUGACAGUCUAUUACUACGUCUAUAGUGUGAACAUUCCUCUCUCGCUUUUUUUGAAAAGAACCGUUCGUCAGUGGACACUGUGUGCUGCAUCGCAUAUACCUUGAAUCUGUUUGUUUUUGUUUCUAUCGAGUCGGUUAUUCGUUAUUUUCGGUUUUGGGUUUUUUCGCGUGCGUUUGUCGAUUGCAGCGACUGAUUGUUGGGCGUUGGGCGGCAUCUCGGCCGGGCCAAUGUUGUGAGCAUCGACGUCUACAGUCGACCAGCACGCAGCGGCGCUAGUCUUUUUUCUCCCGCGGGUGUGUUCCGCAAGUCACGACAAGAAAAGUCGUGCAUGCACCACAGGAAAGUUGCCAUAGAACUCGCCUCAUAACAAAAUACACGGACACAAUAACCCAAGUGGCAACUCAAAUCGAGCAACGAGCAAAUCGAAGAAACCUAUAGCACCCAACAACCUAUUCUUUCUUGUCGGAAAAAAAAACUGACGUGUUUUUAAAAGAAAACAUCGGCAACCCAGGACGUAUACAGAGUUCAGUUUGGCUAGUUGUGGAAGCCAUGCACCUGUGAGCCGUCGUCGCCCCACACAGCCAAUCAUGUCGCAGGAUCAUCUCGUUACCUCUCUGUUGCUGCUUCUAGGGCUGACAUGCUGGAUCGUAACGGGUCGGCCGGACGUUGGAAUUCACACUCAAGUCUUAGGCGAAUGGCACACGACGUCGUGGGAGUCUUGUGAGCCGGAGAAAGUUUUCCAAGCGGUGAACGACAGCGCCAGUCGGAUCAUCACGCCGACCGUUGGUCUUCAACGACGAACGCUGACCUGCAUUUCGGCCAACGCUUCCGUCCUUCCGCCCAGUUGGUGCGGAGAUACGAGCCAGCCGCAGCCGCAGCAGCACCGGCGCUGCAUUGUAGCGCAACCUUGCCGAGUGGCUGAUUGGUCUCCGUGGGAAACACUGCAGCAGGGCUGCCGAGGAGACGACGACCAGGUAAUACCGGAAAUUCGGAGUCGUCAGAGACGAAUCAUUGAAGCACCACUCGUCCCGACAAGGAUCCGCACGGCGGACUCGAGUCGGUGGCAGUCGGAGAGCGAGUGCCCUCCGUGGGAGGAGAAGCUUUUUAUCGACCGACCCUCACAAUUGCCUCUUUGCAAUCAAAGGUACAAGUGGCAGCCGUCACCUUGGAGUGCGUGUCGAGCCAAUUCUCCCAUCUCGCCCGCCAUCCGUGUGGACACAGGCCCAAAUGCAGCCUUAACCUCAGCUAACCCUCCGCUGACAUCUUCGUCGUCAUCUCAAAUCUGCGGCGGUGGCAUCCAGAUGCGUGGUCUGACUUGUCUCCGUUUGAGCGACUCUCGGCCCGUCAACUCUCGACUCUGCCGGGCACUCACUCUCCUACCCACCGUUCAACACUGCGAGAUCCCAUGCGAUUCUGAUUGCCAAGUGAGCGAAUGGUCGCCCUGGUCGUCGUGCAUGGCGGCCGCUUGUGUCGGAAACAUCAACCCACCUGGUCUUUCGCCAUCGCCAUCAGUCAGCCACUUGGCGAACGAAGGAGCGACUGGAACAGCGGACAAAGAAGACGAAGGAACAAACCAAAACACAGACACACUCUACUAUCGUUUAGAAGCUGGCAAGACGGAUGACAAAGUAGCGAGCGGAUACCAGUUUCGUCACCGACGCAUCCUGUCCAACGCCAGCGCCGACGGAACUGAAUGCCCGGCGCUGAGCCAGCUUCGACGCUGUCACACCGACUGGGGCGAUGCUUGUUCCCGCUGGGAGGUUCAGCCGCUUCUGGACACCUGCCAUCUGGCCGACAACGCCACCUGCGGACUCGGCUACCACGAGCUCGUCUUUCGAUGUCGUCGAUACGACGGGGUGACGGUGGAUGACGACGAGUGUUCAAACAAUACACUGGCGCCAUUGGAGCAAGUCGCCUGCACGGUCCAGUGCUCGUCCGACUGUAUUCUGUCGCCCUGGUCCGAGUGGACGCCGUGCAUUCAUCAGGGACGCAGACGGAGAACUCGCUACGUGGUCGGGCUCCCGCAGCCGGACAGCCAACCUUGUCCGAAUCAGCUGAUGGAGGAGCAAGUCUGCUCGGUCGAGCAGCAAAUGGAACAACUCCGCUGGCCCGUUUUCGGUUGGUGGCCCCUGCCGUGGGGUCCGUGCCAAAUGAUUGACGCCACAUCGUCGUCAUGCGGAGCUGGAACGCACACACGCGAAGUCCGCUGCACCAGAGACGACGGACAGCACGUCGACGACGCCCAUUGCGCUCUUCUGAGUCGCCCUGAGAGCGUCCACGUUUGCAAUGUGCCGUGCCCGGAAGAGUAUCGCUUGUCGGACUGGUCCGAGUGGUCCGAAUGCUCCGAUCAAUCUCAAGAUGACGCCAUUCAAUCGCGAAUCCGGGUGGUUCUGCAGCAGCCGGCCAAUGCGGCCUCGCCCAGCUUAUCGUCGUCGUUCACUUGGCCGCCGCUGGUUGAGAAACGCUCCUGCUACGAUUGGCUGGUCCAGCAGGAGCGCAUCGGCUGGCAAGUCUCUUCGUGGUCGCCUUGCUACCUGGCAGCCAAUGCCAAAUGCGGGACUGGAAUAUCCAUUCGAAGUGUCCACUGUCACGACGGUAACAAUGUCACCAUAGACCCGUCCGUCUGUCUAGCCAAGUUAAUGGAUGAAUAUCGCCAGUUGGAGACGUAUCGCGAAUGCUCCGUUCCUUGUCGACGAGAUGGCGAUUUGAAAGCGUGCCGACAUCAGGAUCUUAUAGAAACGAGAUCACUUUGUCCUCGUAAUUGCAUCGGAACUCGCAGCACCUCUGGGAGUAACGGUGGCGAGUGCGACGACGGUGAUGACGACAAAAAAUUGACGGAAGAUUGUCCCUGUGAGAGAGUCACUCUAGAGCUGGAGGAUUGGUCUACCUGCCUGAUAGAAGAGGAUCACGCGCGUAGUUGCGGACGCGGUAAACAGUACCGCCGACGGAAGUGCAUCGUCACAGCCAACGGCCAAUUAGCACCGCUCCACUGGUGUAAUGAAGAAGAUUUCGAAACGAGAAGCUGCGACGUUCCUUGCCCAGUCGACUGCCAAUUAUCUGCUUGGGGUUCAUGGACGAAUUGCAAUUCGACUUGCGGCCCGGGCGUCCAACAGCGUCACAGGAAGAUUGAAACCGAAGCCGCCAACGGCGGCAGACCUUGCGGAUCGAUGGAAGAGACUCAAGCGUGCAACCUUCAUUCGUGCGACGCUUAUCGGUGGCGAACUUCCGACUGGACCCCUUGUCACUUGGCGUCGGACGAGCGAUGCGGCAGCGGCCUCCAAACGCGAUACGUCAGGUGCGUCAAUGUCUUGGAAGACAUGGUGGUGGGAGAUGCGAUUUGCGACGUGGCCAACAAGCCUGCGGCCGAACAAUCUUGCCAGAUCGCUUGUCCUGGCCACUGCGUCAUCAGCUCCUGGUCGUCUUGGUCACCAUGCCAACACUGUCGUGGGGAGAGAAGACGUGAGCGCUCCAUCAUCAGGAAUCCCAUUUACAAUCACACAUGCCCGCCAUUGGAGGAGAUGGAAUCCUGUUCCAAUCCGGCUAGCGGCGGUUGCUUUGGUUACGAUUGGCAGGUGUCAGAAUGGAGUUCUUGUCAACCGCUGGGCGGAUCUAAUUGUGGCGAAGGCGUCCGCACUCGAAUCGCCUCAUGCGUCAGAUCUGACGGAUACAUCACUGAGCCUAACAAUUGCGAUUCCCACACCAGACCGGGCUUGACUGAGAUGUGGUGCCACGUCGAGUGCCCAAUCGAUUGCCAAGUCUCUUCGUGGUCGGCAUGGGAUGAUUCCGAAUGCGCUCCGUGUGGUCACCAUUCAGGUUUGCGUUCACGCCACCGCGAGAUUCAAAUGAUCAACAAUCAGUUUGGUCGCAGCUGCCCGACCACCAUACGCCAACAGCUCCCGUGCCCGUACCAGCCUUGCUACGAAUGGCGGCCAUCAAACUGGUCUGAUUGCUUCCUACAGGGGGCACAAUGUGGAACAGGAGUCCGCCGUCAGUUGUCUGAAUGCAUUCUGGAAGAGACGGGAAAACGAGUUGAUCCCGAAUUCUGCCGACUCGGUCGUCGACCGCCUCCCUCUCACAUGUCCGAAUGUAAAGUUCUCUGCACUUUCGAGAAACUGGUUAAAGUGUCAGUCGAAGACACGGCCACCAAGGACAGCGUGAGCAGCAUCUUCCCCUCGUCUAUUGAUGAUGACAUCAGCGUCCUCUACUAUCCAAACGAUGGUGAAUUCAACAUUUGGAUGGUGGCCAUGGUCGCCAUUGGGUCUUUGUUCCUCGUUUUCGUUGGAGUAACCAUUUUUCUUAUCUGUUCUUCGCGAGAGGAAUCAAGCGGCUGUAAGCGCAACGUGUCCAUGGCGGGACCGCCAAGUGAAUUUCGCACCAGAGUCCAUCGUGUUAGCAAUGCUGGAUCUCAUUAAACAAGCUAAACAUUUAUUUAUUUAUUUUUCAUCUGUACCGACCAUCUGUUUUUAUUAUUUGACUUGUUAUCAUCAUUUUAUUUUGGGGUGAACUGGGAUAUUGACGAUAUAGAAUGGUUUGCCAGUCGACCGGUUGUUGAACAGGUCAGUUAUACUUGAAGGAAGCAAACAAGAACGAAAUGACAUUUGCAUGUUAUUUUCGCUUACUCAUGUUUUUUAACCGAUUUAUGUUGUAAAUAUUUAUCUACUAUAAAGAAAAGAAAAAGGAAAAGAGAAGAAACCCCUCGACCCAAAAAUUAAAACGAAAUCUUAUAACAACCAAAAUUCAUUUCUUGUCUGAAAAAUCAUAAAUAAUUAUUCAAAAAAACGAGUCUUCUCUUUUUUUUCCCUCUCAUUGUUUGUUGGAUGUCUAACGUCCUCUAUCUCAUCUGCUCACAUUCAUCUAAGGCUCGUGUCCAUUCUCGUGUCAACAUCCCCCUCCCUCAUUUGGAUGUAAUACACUCACUUUCUUUCUCUCA